Molecule: messenger RNA, 807 nt
Organism: Truncatella angustata
Lineage: Eukaryota; Fungi; Ascomycota; Sordariomycetes; Amphisphaeriales; Sporocadaceae
Product: glutamine amidotransferase subunit pdxT
Exons: 3
Coding region: 1-807 (268 amino acids)
Biological process (GO): glutathione metabolic process; L-phenylalanine catabolic process
Molecular function (GO): glutathione transferase activity; maleylacetoacetate isomerase activity
Source: RefSeq, a predicted model, not a curated record
AUGCAACAAUCUGAUAUGGCUGAGGAAAGUGCACAGCGACAAAUCAUCCUCCAUGGAUUCUGGACUAGAUACUCCAGCUGGACGGCUCGAGUCGAACUUGUCCUUGAGCACUUCAGGAUUCCAUACACGGCGCGAUACUACAGCAUCUUCAACCCAGCUGACCGGCCACGCGAUGAACGCUUCAGGGGUCGCUUGUACCCGAUGCUACAGCCCGACGCGCAGGACGCAGACUUCCUCGUCGACGAGUCGCUGGCCAUCUGCGAGUAUCUCGCCGAGACGUUCCCCGACCGCGAACUCUGGCCGAAGGAUGUGAAGCUGAGAGCACUCGCUCGUGGCGCGGCGGCGCAGAUGCACGAUGGCUUCUCCGAGCUGCGGAACAGUUACGACACCAACUUCAUCGCCAGAUACACGGGGAAGGUUCCCAUCAGUGACGCCGCACGGGUUGAGAUAUCGAAGAUGAUCGGCAUUUGGGAUCGCGCACGAUCGCACACUAAGCAGCGGCUCCAGGAGCUCGGACAGGACGAUGCUGGCUUCUUGUUCGGCAAUUUCAGCAUUGCUGAUGCAUUCUUCUGGCCCGUGCUUUGGCGAUUCAGAAGUUACCAGCUCCCGCUUGACGGCAUCUCGCAGGAUGCGCUUCGGUGGAUGGCCACAAUGUGGAAUGAUCCGGUCAUGAAGGAGCAAGCCGUUUGGUACUUCAAGCAAGCUGAAGACCCUGCAACGUGCACUCCAAAAUACGACGACAUCUUCAAAGGCAACCCCGAUGUCCAUUUCGGCCAGUUUGACAAGAACUGGGAGUUUUCGCCAUGA